Molecule: messenger RNA, 898 nt
Organism: Hyalella azteca
Lineage: Eukaryota; Metazoa; Arthropoda; Malacostraca; Amphipoda; Hyalellidae
Product: PAT complex subunit Asterix
Exons: 4
Coding region: 121-453 (110 amino acids)
Biological process (GO): protein insertion into ER membrane
Cellular component (GO): endoplasmic reticulum membrane
Molecular function (GO): protein folding chaperone
Source: RefSeq, a predicted model, not a curated record
UACGGUCAGCCUGUUGGAGUCACUGGGUCAGCAGCCGACAGCCGUCAACUAAGUCCGGUUACGAGUUUCCACCACUUUCCAAGCAGUCAACAUAACUCGAAGUUCAAAAUUCAAAUCAAUAUGUUUCCCAGCAGCUCUUCUGAGGUUAAAAGAUCAGAUAGAGUUGUAAGAUUUCAGGCCGCGGUGGCUGGCAGUCCAAAUGCGCCAGUUGAAGACCCUACACCAGACUAUAUGAACAUGCUGGGCAUGAUUUUCAGCAUGUGUGGUCUCAUGAUGCGGUUAAAAUGGUGUGCUUGGGUGGCCAUUUAUUGCUCCUGCGUCAGUUUUGCCAACUGCCGCGUCACUGACGACACAAAGCAAAUGCUGAGCAGCUUCAUGCUGUCCAUUUCUGCGGUGGUGAUGUCAUACCUGCAGAACCCUCAACCCAUGAUCCCGCCGUGGUCCAAUUUGUAGCCACCGCCCUGAUGGAGACUCAUCCUCGCUGCCAGAGCUUUGCGGUGCAAGCAGCAGCCCGGUUACUUGAAUUAAUUCUUAGCUGAAUUACAAGUUGAAGUGAUGAACGUGAAAUGUUUAAAGAAUAUGGUGAACAAAAUCUGCGUCCAAUUUAUUAAUCAAUUUUAUUUAAACAUUCAGUUGACAUGUAAAAACAGACAUCGAGUUCGUCUAAUUGCUGUACAUAUUUACAUACAUGGUUCACAUUAGUCGGGCCUUUACACGAGUUACAUGUAAUGGAAACCAUUCCUCGAAUCAAGAUUCCUUUCUCGAGAUUCAAGUUUGUAUCGCCAAGUAGAUAUCCGUACUCUAUUAUUCAUGCAAUCGUGUAUUCAAUUAUAGCUCGAUAAAGGUAAGCAGAAGUCCCCGUUAACAUCAAUUACUUUGAAAUAAAUAAUGGAAAUAC